This is a messenger RNA of Capsicum annuum, 2365 nucleotides long. RefSeq names its product protein WVD2-like 3. The transcript is spliced from 7 exons. The coding region runs from base 890 to 2089 and encodes 399 amino acids. Gene Ontology annotation, molecular function: microtubule binding. Gene Ontology annotation, biological process: microtubule cytoskeleton organization. Lineage: Eukaryota; Viridiplantae; Streptophyta; Magnoliopsida; Solanales; Solanaceae. The record is from RefSeq and is a predicted model, not a curated record.
UUGUGUAAUUAAAAUUCAAAUUAUCAAAAUUUUGGUUGUGUUUUCCAUUAAAUUAUUUGGAGAUGAGUGUUGAUAGAGAGGAAGAAGGAGACAUAUAAAUACAUGAGUAACAGGAAGUACAUAUAGAGACAGGGACACUUCUCCCAUAAACUGGUGGAUAAAGCCUAAAAACAGCAAUUUCACAUUAACAACAACAACCCCAACAAUCAAACAAAGUGGACUCUUCUUUCUCAAAGGUCUGUUACAACAGCACAAAUUUCAAUUUUCACAUGUUAGGCUUUUUACUUCAUGGGUUUGUGUUCUUUUUGAUACAUUCUAGUUGGUAGAGUUCUCAUCUUUUUUAGUUGUUGUCAUUUGUUCUUGCAUUUGGGAAUUUGGUGUUAAAUGUUAUUUUGGUACGUUCUUGGAAAAGUUUUGAUCUUUUUGUUUUUUUGAUAAUGCUGUUGUUUGAGCCAGCUUUCAUGCACCUCGACUAAAUCCACGGGAUACCUAUUUCUUGAAUUUGGGAAUUUGGGUUUAUGUUAUUUUGAUAUGUUCUUGAUAAAGUUUUGAUCUUUUGAUUUUUUUGUCAUUGGUUCUUGCAUUUGGGAAUUUGGGUUUUAAUGCAAUGUAAAAUCCUUGGUUUAGAUCUAUACUAACAUAGGACAUAGAGUCCCAGAAGUUGUUGUUUGUAAAAAUUGUUUCUUUGGAUAUUUUUGGGAAUGUGGUUUUAAAAGAUGAAUGUUUUUGGUGUCUAAGCACUGAGGCUUUAGCCGAGGUUCUAUGGAAAACACUCUUUGCCUUCUCGAGAUAGGGGUAAAGUCUACGAACAACCUGCCUGACUACACGGGUUUGUUGUUGUUGUUAGCUAUUGGAAAUAGCCUCUCUACCUUCUCAAGAUAGGGAGAUUAUGGAGCUGGAAGUUACUGAUAUCUGUAUGGACAAGGAGCAAAACGGUAGCAUAAGUUACUGUGAUGGUGCUUCUCCAGAUUCAAGUUGCCUAAUUGACAGUAAUCAAGAUGUUCAGUCACCCAAGCUUAUUAUUGGGGAGCACGAAACUGAUAUGCUGAAAGAGAGUGUUGAAACGAAGGAGUAUGAAGUGAAGGAAUGCACAGCUGAAGUACCAGUUGAGAUAUCCAAACGUGAAGUUGAAAGUACCGAGGAACAAUAUACAAAGGACUCAAAAUGCGAGAUUGAAUCUCCUAUAAAGGAGAACAACUCUGAAGUACGAAAAUUAAAAGAUGAUAACAAGAGAUCAAGAACCUCAGUGAAAUCGGCAACCAAAUCUGCUGCUGGAAACUGCAAAACAAAGUGUACAGUUCCUCAACCAUUUGCUUUGGCAACUGAGAAGCGUGCGUCUCAUGGAACUCGUCUCGUUGGAAAUGAUGCAGACAAUGCCAAUUUUAAGACACCCGAAGCCAAUAAUGUGCGAGUCCCAAGUACAAAACAAAACAAGAUCUCCUCAGCAGUUGCUACUAGGAAGCCGCUACAGCCUGAUAACAAAAAGCAUUCUGAUGAAGAAGACUCAUGCUCAGUUAUUUCUUGUGCUACGCUACCAGCAAGAAAAUCCAGGGCCACCGUUGCAUCAGCUCCUGUAUUCCGAUUAUCUGAACGUAUAGAGAAAAGGAAAGAGUUUUACUCGAAAUUAGAGGAGAAACAUCAAGCUUUGGAGGCUCAGAAAAUUCAGUGGGAGGCAAGGACGAAGGAAGAGAGGGAAGCAGCUAUAAAGCAACUGAGAAAAAGUCUGAUGUUUAAGGCAAACCCAAUGCCGAGCUUCUACCAUGAGGGGCCUCCACCAAAAACUGAAUUGAAGAAGGCACCGCCAACCCGUGCGAAAUCACCGAGGUUGGGUAGAAGGAAGAGCUGCAAUGACUCAGUUGGUUUAGACAAAGAGAUGGGAGCUUAUGAUCGAGGAACUCGCCGCAGUCUUGAAGUUAACAAUGAAAAUGAUGCUUUUGGUUCAAGAAAUAGGAAAGACCGCUUAAAUAUUCAGAAUGGUACUUCCAUUUACAAAUUUAACAAUGAAGCUAAUCAUGCAGGGGAGAUAAAUGAAUCGUAUAUGACUAAGAUGCGUGAAGAAAUGAAUAUGGACAUUACUGUUCAUUCUUGAGCCUUUUGUGAGUCUUCUAAUUUAAUAAACUUAAGAACUUCUCUUUUCGUGGUUUUGCUUCUUGUAACGCUGUAAGGAUUGUGCAUUUGACUGCGUUCAAAACUGCAAAAGCCUUUUUUGCAGUCGUUUGUGUAACUUUUAUUUAUGAAGUGUAAAUUUCUGUAAGUUAUUUCCAAUGAUUGUGUAAAGUGACUUCAUUUUCUUGUAAUCUAUCUAUGAAGAAGCUGGCUACCGCACAAUUCAUAUAUAAGUGGAACCUCCACUUUGUAUAUUGCA